Molecule: messenger RNA, 823 nt
Organism: Notodromas monacha
Lineage: Eukaryota; Metazoa; Arthropoda; Ostracoda; Podocopida; Cyprididae
Source: the annotation of a GenBank genome assembly
CGAAAGUUUACGGAGACAUCAUGUAUCCAGCUUGGUCCUUCUGGAGCGGUGGACCAGCGAUAUCGCUGUAUCCUACAGGCAUCGGAAGAUGGGAUCAGAUUCGGGUCGAGCUGCAAAAGGCGGCGAAAAGGCAUCCGUGGGGACAGAAAAUAUCGCAAGGCUUUUUUCGUGGGUCCAGAACCAGUGCUGAAAGAGACAGUCUAGUUCUUCUUUCACGGAAGGAACCGGAUCUUGUAGAAGCCAUGUACACGAAAAAUCAAGCGUGGAAAUCGCCAAAGGACACGUUGGACGCAGAACCGGCUCCCGAAGUUUCGUUUGAGAAGCAUUGCGAGUACAAGUAUUUGUUCAACUUCCGUGGCGUUGCGGCGAGCUUUCGGUUACGACAUUUGUUUCUGUGUGGAAGUCUGGUGAUACACGUCGGGAGCGAUUGGCAGGAGUUUUUCUACAGUGCAUUAAAACCUUGGAUACAUUAUGUACCUUUGCCUGAUAAUCCGUCCGAAGAGAAAAUCAGGGAAGUUUUGGAGUUUCUCAAGCGGAAUGAUGAUCUCGCGAAGGAAAUCGCGUCAAAUGGAUACGAUUUCAUUGCAAAACAUUUGAAAUUUUCUGACGUUUCUUGUUAUUGGAAAGAGCUGUUGACACGAUAUGGAAAAUUGCUGACCUUUGACCCAAAGGUUGAGCCACAUUUUACAAGAAUUCGAUGAGCGACCAACGAAAAAUUUGUGAUAUAAGACGGAUCCGGAAUUGUUACGAUGUUUUCGGUAUUUAUUGGACUGACCGUGUUUUUACCGCAGAAUUCUCAAUGAAGUGAACUUUCGUCAUCUCA